AUGAAAGAGGUAGAGGUCGACCGUGCAAUGAGCAUCGAGAGGCGCGACCGCACAGAUGCCGUGCCGUAUCUGCAGAGCAACUAUCGCGAGAGCUGCCUGGCCGGCACCGAGCUCGGCCUGAGUCUGAGCAUCGGCGUCGCCUUUUUGCUCCUCUCGACCCGCGCGCAGCGCCGACACAUCGCCCUCUUCCUCGUCAACUGCCUCUCGAUCGUGUGCGUCGUGACGAAUUCGCUUAUUCGCAUGCGCUACAGUGGAGUCAAGAUCGAAGACCGCCUCGGCGGCGGUGUCGGUGUAGAAGUCGCGCAGCUGUCCGUCGCCUACGACUUCUUCUCCAUCUUCACGCCCCUUGUCGCAGACUCGACGCUGGCGUUCAAGCUUGCCAUCCUCUUUCCACCGUGGUACGGCUGGAAGCGGACGGUGGUGCUCGGCAUCUUUGCCACGCUGUGCUUUGCCCGCCUCGUCGCCGCAGCCUGCAUCGUCUGGCAGGGCAUGGUCUACUACGUCGCGCCCACUCGCAGGGGCCUGGCCUUUUGGCAGCUCGAUGCGAGCUUUCAGCCCUUUAUCAUGCUUGUCAAUGCUCCGAUCCAGCUGGCGACGUGCGCCUUUGCUUCGUCGCUCCUCUUCCACCGCGCCCACGCCUUUGCGCGCGCUGUCACGCGCAGGGAGCCCAAACGCCAGCUGCGCUUCUUUAUUGAGUCGACGACCAUGACAUUUUUGCCGCCCGUUUUAUGCCAGAUCAUCAUCCUCGUCGCCCUUGGCGCCAAAGAGGAGCAGCUGGCACUGCUGCGCGCCGCCAUGUGGGCCGAGGACCUCAACAUGAUUCUCUCCCUCAUCUUUUCCAUCCUCGCUACGUCCUGGUCCACCAUCCGCUCUCCGCUGCCGACACACGAUGCAGCCGACGCAUCGACCUCGCACGAGCAGCCCUCUUCUGCCUCCUCAGGAGCCCAACAGCGCAAGGAGCCAGCCUCCGCAUCGCCCGUGAUGCAAGACUCGAUCCUCGGCACCGUCCUCACGCGCGCGGGCAUGGUGGGCGCUCCUGCUGGCCAGGACGAGAGCGUAAUGGAAGUCAUGGUCACCCUUCCUUCUCGCGCAAAUGACGAUGUGGCUGCUGGUGACGUCGAGUACGCACGGAAAUCCGGCACCAAGCUUUCCUCCCCUCAACAAGGCCGUUGGCUUCGACCGGUGUGA
This is a messenger RNA of Acaromyces ingoldii, 1188 nucleotides long. RefSeq lists its product as hypothetical. NCBI's taxonomy places the organism in Eukaryota, Fungi, Basidiomycota, Exobasidiomycetes, Exobasidiales, Cryptobasidiaceae. The transcript is spliced from 2 exons. Bases 1 to 1188 code for a protein of 395 amino acids. The record is from RefSeq and is a predicted model, not a curated record.